Molecule: messenger RNA, 4871 nt
Organism: Lonchura striata (white-rumped munia)
Lineage: Eukaryota; Metazoa; Chordata; Aves; Passeriformes; Estrildidae
Gene: LSM11
Product: LSM11, U7 small nuclear RNA associated
Biological process (GO): mRNA 3'-end processing by stem-loop binding and cleavage
Cellular component (GO): U7 snRNP
Molecular function (GO): U7 snRNA binding
Source: RefSeq, a predicted model, not a curated record
CCGCAGCCCGGCAUGGAGGAGGACGAGGCGGGCGCGGAGCCGCGGGGCUCCCGCCGCUCGCCCAGCCCUGGCCGCCUGGAUGUGAGCUCCAGCCGCUUCGACCCGCUGCUGGCGCUCUACUCGCCGCGCACGCCGCUGCCCUUCCCCGCCGCGCCCUGCUUCAACAACCUCGCCGAGUACGAGAGCUUCCAGCGCGGCCUGCGCCGCCCGCACGGCCGCCGCGCCGCCCCCGCCCGCCGCGGCGCCCCCGCCGCCCGCGCGUCCCGCCGCGGCCCGCCCGCCGCCGACCCCGAGCGCAUCCGGCGCCUCCGCAGCCUCAUGGUCAACGCGGGCCCCGAGCAGGAGGCGGCUGAGGGCGGAGCGGCGGCGCGGCGGCGGCGGGCACCGCGCAAUGUCCUCACCAGGAUGCCCCUCCAUGAAGGCAGCCCACUGGGGGAGCUUCAUCGCUGUGUCCGAGAUGGGAUCAGAAUUAAUGUCCACAUCCGCACUUUCAAAGGGCUUCGUGGAGUCUGCACAGGCUUUUUGGUUGCAUUUGACAAAUUCUGGAAUAUGGCCUUGACAGAUGUGGAUGAGACUUACAGGAAGCCAGUAAUGGGCAAAGCCUUCUAUGCAGAACCUCAGCUCUCACUGACCCGACUGUUUGACAAACUCAAGCUGCAGGAAUCCUCGGGGAAGAAGGGAGCUGACUCAAAGACUGUCUCAGAGGAGCAGGCCCUGACAAAUGACUCUCAGAUGCUGAGUUUGAAGGCUGGAUCUGGACGAGGGAGAGCAGAAGAGGAGCGUGAGAGGCAGAAACACUUGGGCAGAGCUGGAGAGAAGAAGACCCCGGGUGACAGAAGCGAAGCUGAUGUGGGCAGCAGGACUGCCCACACCGAGGGGGCCAGUGCUGGUGGGGCCCGAGCGAGGAGCCAGUCCCGGAGGAGGAGGAGGCCCAAGGUGGAUUAUCAGCAGGUGUUCACACGCCACAUAAACCAGAUCUUUAUUCGAGGAGAGAAUGUCUUGCUUGUCCAUUUAGCACAUUGACUUGGCUGAGCCUUUGUCAGAGUAUUUAUUUGAUAGCAUGACUUGCUGCUGCAGCUCCCAUUGCUAUUUAGAGUUGUCAUUGAGUAGGACGGUACCGUGGCUGGUUUCCCAUUGCCACCUCAAGGUAGGGGAAAGAAUUGUAACUUGAGCAUCCUGGGCUUGAUGCCAAAGCAGCCUCCUUAGAUCCCUGUUGAGGGUCUCAGGAGAAGGUCAGCAACACAGUUGUUUCUGUGAUAUGAGGGAGUUAAACACAGAUCCCACUGUUUCUUAAAAAAGAAGCUAAAUGAAGAGGGUUGUAAAAGAAUUUUGGUGUACUCUGUUACAGGAGCUACUUGUGGCACACAUUUAAGGAUAAGAUCUGGACUUGCAAUAAAUCAGAAAUGCUCUUUUGCACAUUCUGAUUCAUAUAAAGAGGAAGUUGCUAAUGAAACCAACAGUUUAUCUGCUGCUGUUUACAUGGUUGUCCUCUUUUCCAGACAUAAUUCUGACAGUCAUUUUGAAAUAGUUUAUAAAACAUUGGAAUUUCAUCCUGCUGAUGGCUACUGGCCUCUUUGCCAUAGUUAGCGCUGUAAUGCUCUGUGUGAUAGAAAACCUCUUAGCUACAAACUAUUCUUUUAAUGUGGGUGAUGGCAGGACUGUAAAUUGUUUCCAGUAUCAAAGCUUAGGCUCUUUUUGUAAUGCUGUGUUUUGGCCCCGUGUCACCAGCAAACAGAUGAUGUGGCUGACUCAGAGACCUCCCUGUUUGGAGUUUAUCUGUGGGUGAAGAUGGAAAGCUAUCCUUUUAUAUUUCACCCACUUGCUACUUAGUGUAAGAGUGAAGCUGGCAAAGAUUGGGCUUUUCUCAGGUGUGUUUGUGCUGAGCACACCUGUCCAGUGUUUAAACACUUUUCAGGCUCCCUCUAUUGAAAUCAGAGCUGCUGUGUCUCCAGUAGUUCUCAUGGAGCAGGAAUCUUCAUGGGUCUUUCCUGUCCAUAUGAGGGAUACAUCAUCUAAUUCUAGUUGAGCUUUGGAGAUGUGCCUGAAAAGGUUUUGAAGUGUAGAAGUCAAACUCAACUCAUCAGUGUUUCAUUUUAGCAAGGCUGUUGAAUUAUUGCAGGCCAGGCCAGGGUUCUGCAGGUAUAAGCUGCUUUCCAAAAAACCUACCUGCAGAAGUUUGAGGGUAAAUGAAGCUGUUCCAUUAUGUAGCCUGUUCCCUUUGUUGUCAAAGGAGAUUUCAUGCUGUUAUUCUGUAUUCAUCUCAACUGCCUUGUGCUUUGCAGCAGCUCUGUGUGUUUAAGCUGAAGUUGGGAUAUUGCUUUGUAGCAGGACUUACAUUGCAUAUAGAUGCCCUGAGUUCUCAAAUUGAGUGGCUGUACUGUGGGUAAUAUGGAUUUCUGUUGCUGCAGAUGCAGCAUUCUGCUUGCUUUGUUGUUAGGAAUAUGUCUGGUGUUUGGGUGAAUCACAGAAAUAAUUUAGCAGGCAUUCUGGACACACAAAGCAGCUGUUUGCCUCUGGGGGAGCUUGAAACUUAUGUCAACAAUUCAUAUGAGAUGGGGCUUGAUGAGCUCAGCCACUGAGCUCAAAGCCAAGUUCAGCCUGGGACAGAAUAAAAAGUACUGUUGAGGCAAAAUAGUUUCAUCAAGGGAAAAAAAAAAAGAAAAGAAAAAAUUAAAUACUCUUUACAGAUUCUUCUGAAAUGUUGCUUUACUGCUGUAAGUCCCACCCGUCUGUGAACUGAGACUAGGCACUGAAAAGAUUCUUCUCAUGGAGGUUCUUGUUUCCCCUCCUUCCUUCUGUACUCGUGUGCUCUGCAGUUUUUCCUUUUUUUUUCCCUGUUUUUUUUUUCCUUUCUCCUGUCAGUACUUUGUCUCCUCAGGACAUUCUAAACUCCGGUUUACAAAGACUGCUCUUGUUGUCCUGGCUUUCUGCACCCUUUCCUGGUUGGCUUUCUAUGUACUGACCAGAACCCUCACAAAUUACUAGAAACAUGUGAAGCUAGAAACAAGGUGCUUAUCUCUGCUUCUGACUUCCCAGCAGCUUUUAUUGCAAGUGAAUAUUUUCUUCCUUAUGUUUGUGGGGAUUUUCCUCUCUGUUUUCUGACAGCUUUGUUCUUAUUUCAGCUGCUUGGGAUAAUUCCUCUCUGCCUUUUCUAUUAGUACCAAAGGCCACUGGUUCUGACCUCUCCUCUUUCUUUCAUAUUUGACCAAAGGGUGUCAGAUCACCCUCAGGCUGAUAUACAGUGACAUUUCAUUGAAUUCCUGCUUUUCUUCACCUGAUAUUCUUAAUUCUGUUUGUCUGCCUAGUUUAUGCCUUGUGCAUUAACUAAGAUACAACUACUAUGAAUGUUUUUGUGGCUGUGCUGCCCUUCCUAUCAAUUGACACUUCCCCAAGUUCUCAGUUGCUUCUGGAAGUCUCAAUGUUUCCUUUCAUAAUGGGUUUUUCUGUGAAACCAUACAGAAGUUUGUUGCUUCACAUCUAUGAGUUUCUUUGUUUACAUUUUAUGAAAAAUGCUGGUGCUUAGACUUAAGUUUGUGCCUUGAUUUUUAUAUCAUCCCUGACCUGUUCUUCCAGAAUCAUCACUUUGGUGAGCAAACCUAGUUAAGGAUUAUAGUUUAUCUACUUUUUUUUGCACUACCUCAUUGUUAGAAUGUUCCUCCUCUCAUCUGUGAAGUUGGUUAAACUGCUGUCUUCCAGUUUAGAUUUAAUGAAUUAUUUGUUGGUUCUUCAUUUGUAUCCUACUUUUCUCAUUGUCCAUUUUUCUCAUUAUUUCCAAGCUGCUUCCUAAAUACUGCUGCUUCCUCUUCUACAACUUCAGAUCUUCCAAAAUGUCUUCCUUUUCCCACUUUUUCUGGCAUUGUGUAUUUUUAAAAUGCAUUAUUAAAACCCUGUUUUACAGAUUUUGUAUCUUUCAAGCAUCAUGAGUGUGAUGAAGCAAGUGAUCCUAUAGGUGUGCUGUCACUUGCUUGUUCAAUACUUCAGAUAACAUUGCUCUUUAAAUAAAACUGAAUGUCAUGUUCUGAAAUGGGUUCUUCUACCUCACUGAAAUAUUCUCCUAAAUUUGUUUUAAAAAGAAAAAGAAAACAACCUUUGGAACCAAAUGGGCUGUAGUUGUCAGUGUUUUGGUUUUUUUUUCAUUGUUCUUGUUGUUUCUUUCUAUGAUUUUUCUUUUCCAAACUCAACAUAAAAUUUUUUGUUAAAGAAGUGUUUUGUUCCCAGCCUUUCCUCUCUUGCUGCAGUGAUGCUGUGAGCACGAACACACCAAAGUCUUUGUGCUAAGGAAUGAAGAGUAAGAAACAGAGAGCCACGUGAGAGUGAAAAAACUGGGUAGAUAUGAAAGCCUCCCUAGAAAGGAUCCACUGGUUGCCACCUAUCCUGUGUUUCUAGGACUUUGCUCAGCCUGGUGCUCAGCAGUGGUUCUUAAAGUGUUUUUGGGGUGAGGUACUGCAUGGAGCAGUUUUCUGCAAAAACUUCAAAGAAGCAUUGGGAUAAUCUGUGGAAGUUUUAAAAUAAUUUCUCAUUUCUGGGAUUAUUUCUUAGGAAAUGUUUUUGCACAGGUGCUUCAUUUUUAUCAAACACUCCUUGGGUUGUAGUUUUAGAAAAGGUAAAGGCAAAGGGAAAAAAGCUUAUAAAAAAGUGUGGGUUUGGUUCCUUCUCUCAACUUACUUGUCCAGCUUGUUAAUUGCCUGGAAGGGUUUUUCAGACCUAGAGUGAAGUUCUUAGCAUGUCCUUUGCAGGUGAUUUCUGAAUUAAUCAGUGAGUGCUGUUUUCCAUCUGCUUCUUCUCCUUCAGUGUUUGGAUUCAUUGUUUCUUGUGCAGCAUUCCUUCUGCAGGGCAAUGUCUCAGCAGGAACAGGCCUGAGUGCCCACUGG